AUGGAUAAGGCAGCAGAGAAAUUCUGCAAGUCCUGUCACGGAUGUCAACUGGUAUCUCGCCCAGACCCACCUGAGCCAUUGAGAUCCACGACAUUACCAGAAGGUCCUUGGCAAGACCUAGCUAUAGACCUCCUAGGACCACUUCCUUCGGGACACUCAAUCAUUGUUGUUGUGGACUACUACAGUCGUUAUUAUGAGUACGCCAUCAUGAUGUCAACCGUCACAGAGAAAGUAAUUGACAACCUGGAAGAGAUUUUCAGCCGCCAUGGCCUUCCUCUGACCAUAAAGUCAGACAAUGGUCCACAAUUCCGCUCCGAAGAAUUCCGGGAAUAUUGUAAGCAGAAUGGAAUUGUUCACACCAAGACCACACCAAAAUGGCCUCAAGCCAACGGGGAGGUAGAGAGACAAAAUGCAUCGCUGAUGAAGAGGAUCCGCAUUGCCCAAGCCGAAGGAUUAGACUGGGUGAAGGAGCUAAGAAAAUAUGUGACUAAAUACCGAGGUAUUGAUCACGCGACAACCGGUAAGAGCCCUGCGGAAUUAUUGUUUAACAGAAAGAUGAGAGGAAAGCUACCAGAGCUACAUGCCGACCAUCACUUGGACCUGGAAACUCGAGAUAGAGAUGCCGAAGUGAAAGCAAAGACCAAAGUAAUAGCUGAUAAAUCCAUGAAUGCAAAACCAUCAGAAGUUCAAGUUGGUGAUCAAGUCCUGGUGAGGCAAGAGAAAAGAGACAAGUUUUCCACGCCAUUUAAUCCAGUACCAUUCCAAGUGGUUAGCAAGACCGGUAACAGUGUUGUUGUGGAAACUCCAGGUGGAACGCAGUAUUCAAGGAAUACAUCCCAUGUCAAGAAGUUUGUGAGCCCUGACAAUCCGGAAGAACCACCUGUCAGUGUCGAUGUACCGACAACACCUGAAAUUACCGUGGUACCAAAUCAAGUGAUGAGUGGAUCUACACCAGUAGUGCCUACAACACCUCCCAGUAGACCCCUAACUCAUCUCACACCUUUAGCACAAGCAAGUGCAGGAAGCAAAUCUGGUACAACCUCUGCUAGUAAGAAUGCAGCAGUUGAUCAAGCAACAGUACCUAGCCCACCAGCAACACUAAAAGGUGGAAGACCUCAGAGACAGAGGAGACUCCCUGGGAGAUAUAAAGACUUUGUUUUAAAAUGUUGA
This is a messenger RNA of Pocillopora verrucosa, 1170 nucleotides long. The record is from RefSeq and is a predicted model, not a curated record. Lineage: Eukaryota; Metazoa; Cnidaria; Anthozoa; Scleractinia; Pocilloporidae.